Molecule: messenger RNA, 11099 nt
Organism: Platichthys flesus (European flounder)
Lineage: Eukaryota; Metazoa; Chordata; Actinopteri; Pleuronectiformes; Pleuronectidae
Gene: lrp5
Product: low density lipoprotein receptor-related protein 5
Exons: 29
Coding region: 170-5083 (1637 amino acids)
Molecular function (GO): protein binding
Source: RefSeq, a predicted model, not a curated record
AGUGCCACAACAGUGAAAAAGUAUAGUCGAUAGAGGAGCGCGCGCACAAACUCACUCACACAUAUGUGUUCAUGGACACACCGAAAGUGGACCUCUUUACAACUUCAUUUAAGAGUAAACAGCAGACAAUGAAGUGGGACUUACGGACUUAAAGCUUAGAGGAACUGAAAUGGGCGGUCUGCUUCUGCUGCUGCUCAGGAGCUGCCUGCUGUCGGCAGUUCAAGGCUCACCGCUCCUCCUCUUUGCCAACCGACGUGAUGUACGAUUAGUAGAUGCAGAAGGUGUGCGGGGUGAGUCUGCCAUUGUUGUUAGCGACCUGGAGGAUGCAGCAGCAGUGGACUUCCUGUAUGCUGAGGGCCUUAUAUUUUGGACUGAUGUUAGUGAGGAGGCGAUCAAACAGACUCACUGGAAUAAGUCAUCAAACUCCCUUAAAGAGGCACUGGGAACUGUUCAGACAGUGGUAGUGUCUGGACUGGACAGUCCCGAUGGGCUGGCCUGUGACUGGCUGGGGCGAAAGCUUUACUGGACAGACUCGGAGACCAAUCGGAUUGAAGUGGCCAACCUCGAUGGCACAUCCAGAAAGGUUCUGUUUUGGAUGGACUUAGACCAGCCCAGGGCUGUCGCUCUCAACCCUGCUCACUGCUACAUGUACUGGACUGACUGGGGAGAGGAGCCCAGGAUAGAGCGGGCUGGCAUGGAUGGCAGCCAUAGGAAAGUGAUUGUAAACGUGGACAUAUACUGGCCCAAUGGUCUGACUAUAGACAUGGUCGAGGAGAAGCUGUAUUGGGCAGAUGCUAAACUCAGCUUCAUUCAUAGAGCUAACCUUGAUGGAUCAGCACGUGAAACAGUGGUUGAGGGAACCCUCACCCAUCCUUUUGCACUGACACUGUCUGAGGAGACAUUAUACUGGACCGACUGGCAAACCCGCUCAAUCCAUGCCUGUAACAAACACAGGGGAGACAAAGCCAGAGAGAUCCUCAGUGGGAUUUACUCCCCUAUGGACAUACAGGUUCUGGAGCCAUAUCGUCAGCCUCAGAUUAAGACUUCCUGUAGUGUCAAAAAUGGAGGCUGUAGUCAUCUCUGCCUACUUUCUCCAGUAUUGCCUUUCUACAGCUGUGCCUGCCCCACUGGUGUUCAGCUUAAACCAGACGGAAAGACAUGCAAGCCAGGAGCAGAGCACGUCUUAUUGCUGGCUCGACGCACUGACCUGCGAAGAAUCUCACUGGAUCUGCCAGACUUUACUGACAUAGUGCUACAGGUUAAUGACAUUCGACAUGCCAUCGCUAUUGAUUACGACCCUGUUGAGGGUUACGUCUAUUGGACAGACGAUGAGGUUCGGGCCAUCCGACGAUCCCACAUUGAUGGCAGUAAUGCCAUGAUGCUGGUUACCACAGAGAUCAACCAUCCAGAUGGCAUUGCUGUGGACUGGGUGGCCAGAAACCUGUACUGGACCGACACUGGCACUGACCGCAUUGAGGUUACCAGGCUGAAUGGAACCUCUCGCAAAAUUUUAAUUUCAGAGAACCUGGAUGAACCCAGAGCCAUCGUCCUGGACCCCGUAAAUGGCUAUAUGUACUGGACUGAUUGGGGUGAGCAUCCCAAAAUUGAGCGAGCCAACCUGGAUGGAAGAGACCGGCUUGUUCUGCUCAACAGCUCUCUGGGCUGGCCCAACGGACUGGCAAUCGAUUACGCAGCUGGAAAACUAUACUGGGGGGAUGCUAAAACUGAUAAAAUUGAGGUGAUCAACGUGGAUGGCAGUAACAGGCAGACUCUGCUAGAGGACAAACUACCUCAUAUCUUUGGUUUCACUCUGUUGGGUGAUUACAUCUACUGGACGGACUGGCAGAGGCGCAGCAUUGAGAGAGUCCACAAAGGCACAGCGGUACGAGAGAUCAUCAUUGAUCAGCUGCCAGAUUUAAUGGGACUGAAGGCCACUAAAGUGACAGAGACAUACGGAACAAAUGGCUGUGCAGUGGAUAAUGGUGGAUGCAGCCAUCUGUGUUUCUGGCAGCGACAGACUGUUAGCUGUGCCUGCCCCAUGGGCAUGGAGCUUCUCUCAGACCUGCAGUCCUGUGUGGUGCCUGAGGCUUUCUUGCUCUUCACUAACAGGGACAACAUCAGGAGUAUCUCUUUGGGCACCAACAGCAACGACGUGGCCAUUCCUCUGACUGGAGUUAAAGAAGCCUCAGCUCUCGACUUUGACGUCUCUGACAGGAGAAUAUAUUGGACUGACAUACAGUCCAAGACAAUUAGUAGAGCAUAUAUGAAUGGCAGCUCAGUAGAACAUGUCAUAGAGUUUGGACUGGACUACCCAGAAGGCAUGGCAGUUGACUGGAUGGGUCGUAACAUCUAUUGGGCCGACACAGGCACUAACCGUAUCGAGGUGGCCAGGCUGGAUGGCCAGUACCGGCAGGUUCUGGUUUGCAAGGAUCUUGACAACCCGCGAUCGUUGGACAACCCUCACUCACUGGCACUGCACCCAGCUAAAGGAUACAUGUACUGGACAGAGUGGGGUGGUCGACCUCGUAUAGCCAGAGCAUACAUGGACGGCAGCAUCAUCAUGACCUUGGUUGAUAAAGUGGGCCGGGCAAACGGACUGACCAUUGACUAUGUAGACCAUCGACUCUAUUGGACUGACUUGGACACAUGUAUGAUCGAAAGCACCAACUUGCAAGGCCUUCAGAGAGAGAUCAUAGUAGACGACCUUCCUCACCCCUUCGGUCUGACCCAAUACCGAGAUUUUAUCUACUGGACAGACUUCAAUCUGCGGAGUAUUGAGAGAGCGGAUAAACGCAGUGGGCUCAACCGCACUGUGGUGUUGCAGGGUCAGCUAGAGCUAAUGCUGGACAUCCUGGUUUUCCACUCAUCCCGCCAGGAUGGUAGCAAUGAGUGCUCCCAAAACAAUGGCAACUGUGCCCACCUUUGCCUGGCAACGCCUGCUGGUGCUCAGUGCCGCUGUGCCUCCCACUACACCUUGAACCCUGAUGGACGAAACUGUAGCUCGCCCUCCAGUUUCCUGCUUUUCAGUCAAAAGGCCAGCAUCAGCAGGAUGGUUUUAGGUGAGCAGAGUCCUGACAUCAUCCUGCCCAUCCACGUCUUAAGGAACGUCCGAGCCGUCAGCUAUGACCCACUGGACCGCCUUGUCUACUGGCUGGACGGACGGCAGAACAUAAGAAGGGCCAGAGACGAUGGCGCCAUGUCCAUGAUAGUGAGCAGCACUUUUCAGCCAAUGGACAACCAGCUUCAUGACCUAAGUCUAGACCCGUACAGCCGCCACAUUUACUGGACCUGUGAGACAACCAACACAAUCAAUGUUCAGAGGAUGGAUGGACACACUGUAGGUGUGGUCCUGAAGGAUGAAACGGACAAGCCCCGGGCCAUCAUGGUCAGCGCUGAGAAAGGGUACAUGUAUUUCACCACAGUGCAAGAGCGCUCAGCUAAAAUUGAAGGCGCCAGUCUGGACGGGACAGAGAGAGAAUCUCUGUUUACCACUGGUCUGAUUAGACCAGUAGCUCUGGCUCUGGACAAUAAACUGGGGAAACUGUUCUGGGUCGAUGCUGACCUUAAACGCAUUGAGAGCAGUGAUCUUACAGGAGCCAAUCGCAUCGUCCUCCAGGAUUCCAACAUUCUCCAGCCAAUCGGGCUGACAGUCCUUGGAGGCCAUCUGUACUGGAUCGACCGGCAGCAGCAAAUGAUAGAGAGGGUGGACAAACUGACAGGAGAUGGACGCACACGCAUUCAGGGAAGGAUAUCAUACCUGACCUCCAUCCAUGCUGUGGAAGAGAUGGACCCACAGGAAUAUGCAUCCCACCCUUGUUCCCGUGACAAUGGAGGUUGUUCUCAUAUCUGCAUUGCUAAGGGUGAUGGUACACCCCGCUGCUCCUGUCCAAUGCACCUGGUGUUACUGCAGGAUCUGCUACGCUGUGGAGAGCCUCCCACUUGCUCCACAGAGCAGUUCACCUGCUCCACAGGGGAGAUUGACUGUAUUCCAAUGGCUUGGCGGUGUGAUGGUGUCACUGAAUGUGAAGACGGUAGUGAUGAGGAGAACUGUCCCGUGUGCUCAGCCUUCCAGUUCCUGUGUGAUAAAGGAGGCUGUAUUGAUGCUCAGAGGCGCUGCAACGGUGAACCCGACUGUGCUGAUGACACUGAUGAGCAAGACUGUGAAACUAUUUGCCCUCCCAAUCAGUUCCGCUGCAGUGACAACCAGUGCAUCACCAAGAAACAGCAGUGUGACAACUACUCUGACUGUCCCGACGGAUCAGAUGAGUUUGCUUGUGAGAAUGUGUCCCCUCCCUCAAGUGGCAUCCCCAACACAGGGCCCAACACCAUUGGUCCAGUCAUUGCCAUCAUCCUGUUGAUCUUUGUUAUUGGGGCAGCUUAUUUUGUUUGCCAGCGUGUGGUGUGUCAUCGCUACAAGGGCCCUAGUGGGGCUUUUCCUCAUGAGUACAUUGGUGGUACGCCCCAUGUACCCCUCAACUUCAUCUCCCCAAGCAGCUCCCAGCAUGGCACCUUCCAAGGGAUUUCUUGUGGAAAGUCCAUGAAGAGCUCGGUCAGCCUGAUGGGCAGCAACAGCAGUGGAGCACCCCUCUAUGACAGGAACCAUGUGACUGGAGCCUCAUCUAGCAGCUCAUCAUCUACCAAGGGAGCCUUCUACCCUCAGAUCCUAAACCCACCUCCGUCCCCGGCUACUGACCGCUCUCUCUACAACACAGAGAUCUUCUACUCUUCCAACAGUCCGUCCACCACCAGAUCGUACAGACCUUACCAUCCAGUCCGUGGCACUGCCCCGCCUACUACGCCCUGCAGCACUGAUGUCUGUGACAGUGACUACGCACCCCAGCACCUUCCGGCUGGGCUGGCAUCAUCAACAGGCCGGUGGAAGGCCAUGGGCCACGGCAGCCACGGCAAACACACCAAAUACUACAUGGACCUUAACUCAGACUCUGACCCCUACCCUCCACCCCCCACUCCCCUUUCCCAGUACCUGUCAGCUGAGGACAGUUGCCCGCCAUCCCCUUCCACAGAGCACUCCUACUUUCACCUCUGCCCCCCUCCUCCCUCCCCCUGCACCGACUCCUUGUGACCCUCCAACAGCCCAAGAGCCCUGUAAGGAAGGAAAGGACACAGUAUGCUUGCCUCAUUCAGAAGUGGCCUUGUCUGGCCCACAGGGAAAGAACUAAUGUCCACACAUGCUGCUUUAUAUAAACUGCGUAGGCUUUAUUGCCUUGUUCAACGUUCCUAUGUCCCCAUUUGUUCAUAUCAUCAUUCCAGUCUUCCUGGAGCUCUCAGGGUGACCAUCAUUUGAUCAGUUUGUCCCCUAUGUGCUCUGCUAUAACAUUCACUCAGUGGUGGCUGAUGGUUCAAGGUCUUCUUUCCUUUCUAAAGAACACAAAAAGAAGAUGAUGAUUAUAAACGGCGAGCAGCUCCCACUUUAAUUUUCAAUCCUCCAUAAUAAGAAACAUUUUCUUUGCUGGGUAACAAAAUGUCAAGCCUUCCCUCUGUCCAAAUUUGAGCCCUUGCCUCACCUAAAAUCACUGACUUAAGGCCGGCGCAUGCUUCUGCAACUGCGUCUGCUGCUUUUCACGCAGCUGUGUCGAAGGACUCGUUGUCAUUCAUGCUUCUCAAACCGUUGCGCGUGUUACAAAGCAAUUCCCCGCCAGAACACUAGGCGGAGUAACGUGUUUUGUCGAAGACGACCUUAGAGACGCCUUCUUUCUUCUUCGUCGACCGUUUAUUCACAUCGUCACUGCGGCUCCUCAUAGCCUUUUUCUGGCGGACAAAUCCGGCAGACAGUGACGGGUUAUACAAGUGGUCAUACUUUCGGAUCUCUUCUGCCAAACGCUCUUCUGGUCCAUAUUCGUUCUUCUAAAUCUUCCGUUGUUUCUGCCGGUAUUAUGUGGCAUGAAACCGGAAAUGAACUGCUAUUGAACAUAUGUGUUAUGAGUGAAGGAUGGAUGCAUUUCAUCGUGAAUCUGAACCUCUUCCAUCAACUUUUCUUUACUCUCAUCAUUCUGUUUACCAAAAGUUUGUUUGCUGCUAUUGUGUACAUUCUAUACGAGUUACCAUAACAUAUAAUUUCACAGAAAGCCCACGCCCAUACUGGCAGUAUCUCUUCAAGUUAUUUUACAGUUAAUAACAAAUUACUUUUAAAGCAACAUUUAUUUGUAUUUUCUUUUGUGUGUCGUUCAUUAUGUAUUUUUCUAUGUCACUCUCCAUGCUUAUAUUUUUUGGGAAAUAGUAAAGUGAAAUGUUGAAAAUCCCUUGUACGUUUGAAGGUCGUCUGCACAAUUUAGGUUACCAACUACCAGUAGUUAAAAGGUGUUAGUAGCCACAAGCCGGGGUUAGGGACAUAACUGUGCAUCUUAGCGCCAUGAAGUCUUUUGGGCUUGUUAUCAAUGAUAAAGGCAAAAUUUGAGGGUAUACUGAGGCUAAAGGUAAAUCUGACUGGCUACUGGCUUGUAUGGCAGUAUUAUGAAGCCAUGUGGCCUGCUCAAUAGAUAAUUACCCCUAUGCCUUUUUAAACUAAACACUAGACCUUUUUGGAACAUAGAACAAGAUGGAAAAUACGUAAUGUAUGUUCUGCCACACUAAUUAAUGCCUACCACCAGUUGAUGUAAUUCAGUUAUGUACCUAAGUGUCAUCAGGUGUUUCGGGUCUAGUCCCUGCCCCUGUCUUGCUUGAGUGAUAGCCUUUGCAUAUCUUGCUGCCUCUACCUGACGCCUGAUUUUCAGGACUACCAUCUUCCCCGCUCAAGGUCAACAAGAGUGACCUUGUUCUACAGGGGUCUCCUCUGAGCUAGGCCUAAACAACCUCUUCCCUGGUGAAAGUGGCCCACAAUGUCAGAGUGCUGCUUUUGCUUGUUGAGUUGCAUCUUUUGGUGUCAAUUUCUGUCCUGUUGUCAAGGAUGGUCCAACAGCCUGUAUUGAUUUGUCUAAGGACUCUGAUAGAGUCAACUCCAGCCUUGUUUUGGUGCAUUUAAACUCUUCUAUAAAACUUGAGAUAAGCAGCUCGACAAAGCCCUGUCGGUACAGGCCAAUGUUGCUCAUUUCUCACAUAGGAAUUUAUCAUCCUCUCCAUGUUCUCAACUUCUGUGAUAGGAUCACAACUACUGUAUGUGGCCACAUCAGUCUGGGGGAAUGGCCAAACUCUAAGCACCAGAGCUUUAACUUGCCAGGAAGCAUGGACUGGUCGAUAUUCUUGAGACCUUUGUCGACAUCCUGCUUCAGUUGCUGGACCUGUUCUUAGUCUUUGAGGCUUACAGUGGGGCAAAAAGUAUUUAGUCAGCCACCAAUUGUGCAAGUUCUCCAACUUAAAAAGAUGAGAGGUCUGUAAUUUUCAUCAUAGGUAUACCUCAAGUAUGAGAGACAGAUAAGAAGAAAAAAAUAAUAAUCAGAAAAUCAAAGUUCAUCUCUUUACCGUUAUAUACCCUUUGUUGGCAAUGACAGAUGUCAAACGUUGUCUGUAAGUCUCCACAAGCUUUUCACACACUGUUGCUGGUAUUUUGACCCAUUCCUCCUUGCAGAUCUCCUCUAGAGCAGUGAUGUUUUGGGGCUGUCGCUGGGCAACACAGACUUUCGUCUUCCUCCACAGAUGUUCUAUGGGGUUGAGAUCUGGAGACUGGCUAGGUCACUCCAGGAUCUUGAAAUGCUUCUUACGAAGCCACUCCUUCGUUGCCCAGGUGUGUUUGGGAUCAUUGUCAUGCUGAAAGACCCAGCCAAGUUUCAUCUUCAAUGCCCUUGCUGAUGGAAGGAGGUUUUCAUUCAAAAUCUCACGAUACAUGGCCCCAUUCAUUCUUUCCUUUACACGGAUCAGUCGUCCUGGUCCCCUUGCAGAAAAAAUAGCCCCAAAGCAUGAUGUUUUCACCCUCACCCUCAUCUUGCGUGGAGCCCCAGAUCUCCCCAGCCCCAGGGAGAUAUCAUUGCUCUUGUAUGUCUUCCAUUUUCUAAUAAUUGCUCCCACAGUUGAUUUCUUCACACCAACCUGCUUACCUAUUGCAGAUUCAGUCUUCCCAGCCUGGUGCAGGUCUACAAUUUAGUUUCUGGUGUCCUUUGACAGCUCUUUGGUCUUGGCCAUAGUGGAGUUUGGAGUGUGACUGUUUGAGGUUGUGGACAGGUGUCUUUUAUACUGAUAACGAGUUCAAACAGGUGCCAUUAAUAAAGGUAACGAGUGGAGGACAGAGGAGCCUCUUAAAGAAGAACUUAAAGGUCUGUGAGAGCCAGAAAUCAUGCUUGUUUGUAGGUGACCAAAUGAGGAAUUUACCAAUAAAUUCAUUAAAAAUUCUACAAAGUGAUUUCCUGGAUUCUUUCCCCCCAUUCUGUCUCUCAUAAUUGAUGUGUACCUAUGAUGAAAAUUACAGAUAUCUCACAUCUUUUUAAGUGGGAGAACUUGCACAAUAGGUGGCUGACUAAAUACUUUUUUGCCCCACUGUACAUCAUAGCAUCAUCAAAAGCUUUUUAUUGGUUUCUCAGACACUGUUGGAACGGGUUCUCCAUUGAUGUAGAUGCUAAAGUGUGAUCUCUUACGUUUGCUUAUUGAGAUGCUUCUUGAGUUUGAUGGAUUGAUACUCAUUCUGGCCUAUGUGAUGUUGUCUUCAAGUUUCCCUCGCAACCGUGUAGGCCAUGAUUGGUGUUAAUCAGAACCCCAGACUUUUGUCGCUUGCCACCUACUUCCCAUUUUGAAGCUCUAAUGAUCACCUCUGUAGCCCCAUUGAACGCCAGUGGGGAGACAAUGCAGCCAACUGUGGGAAGCAGUACAACAGGUCAGUACCACGGUGUCCUCUGGGCUGCUUCCGACAUCUUCAAAGUACCAUAGCCCAUCACAAAUUUGAUAAAAGCCUACUUUGAAGAAGUCGGAAGCAGCCCAGAAGACACUGUGGUACUGACCCGAGUGCAUUAGCGAGAUCUAGGACAAUGACAUCUAGAUCUCUCUUUUCACUUUUGGCUGAUGGAUUUGUUACCGGAUCAUGCUAGUGUGUUCUUAACAUCCAGAGAACAAUGGAAUUCGCGCUUUUUUGACCGUUGUAUCCACAAGCUUGUUUUUCACCAGAUAGCUUUUUUUUGUCAGUCUUUGGGCUAUUACAAUAAAGAAGACCCGGCCUUCUACAUUGAGGAGACUGAUUUGUCCAAAUUGGCUAAUGUUUGAUGAUUCCUCCUCUUUUGGUAUCAGUACUCCUUCAUCUCUGUGCCAAGGUUUGGGUACUUUUUGGCUUCACCCAUGCCAAACAUUAAUUUCUUCAAGAAGCUUAGAACAUUAGGAGCAUUUUUGUAUACCCUGUACGGGACACUGUUAGGGCCUGGGUACGAUGAUGCUCUUGCCCGCAGCACUGUGCUCUCCAAUUCUUUCCAUUUCGGAGGGCCCACAUCUAUUUGGUGUUCUGGUUGCUCAAUUGGUGGGAUAUCAGAUGAAAUAGCUAUCGGAUCAUGUCUGCGUGGGUCAGAGGGUAAUCGGUCCAGGUGCUCCUCUAUGUCCUGCUUUGAGGUCCUCAGGGUUCCUCCCUUCUUUGCAGUGAAGAGGGAAUUCACAAACUAAAUGAUGUUCUACUGCAGUAUGUUAAUUCCCUCCUUCUGCUCCUCUGAUGCUUUCUUCCAAGGCUUUUUAAGCUACUUCUUCUCUUGUACCAGGUGCUCUGUUUCCAGCUGCCUUCUGGACUUGGUUCCCAUUGUUGGUGUUAUCUGUUAUAUCUGUGUCACUCCAACAUGUUCAGUUCUGAAGUUAUUAAUGACAUUACCCAUCCUUUCAAGUUUUGUCUCAACUGUGUCUUUUAUCUUUUCCAGGAUAGUGCUUGGGUCUGCAUUGAUGGCCUCCCAUUUUGCUUUUUCUGAUGCUCCAGGUCAGUUUACCAUUUGUUUUUAAAGGUUUAUUCUACCUUGUUGCUUGAGAUAUCCUCCUGAGAUACAGGGGGACUGCGAACUUGUGGUUGAGUUAGGUCGCUCUCGACUGACUUGAUUGACUUCUUAAAAAGUACUGAUCAAUGCGACAUCCCUGCUCUCUUUCGAUACAGCACUUCUUUCUUUGGUAUAUUUUUAGGCCCUUGGCCAAUAUUAUUUUCCUCCAGCCACAGGAACACAUCCGGAGCUCAUUGUCUGAUUCUGUCAUGUUAGCUUCCUGAAUUGUGCUUGUCUUCUUCUUUGUCGUUUCCGUUCCAGGGUGUUCUGUUAGUUAGUAGUCUUCCGCUCCCACUGUCACUGACUCUGGGGGUAUUAUUCGUUUAGUUGCUUUCGUAGCCAUUAGUGUGUGUCUCCGAAUACCAAGUCAUAUUGGAUCCCGCCAGUAUGGGUAGGUAGCCCAUACCAGCUUUCUUUCCUCGCCGCCACAAGUUCUUUCCCUUGUUGUCAGCUAUUCUGCUCAUGGCGGUCACUGGAUGCAUCCAGCUACAAAACAAGAAGUUCAAACCCUUUCUACUUACACACCUCAACACACCUGGCCAGUCUCUGCGUUAAGUAUGCAAGAAUCUGUUAGACAGCAUAGUUAAUACCCUUUGGCCUGACUGCAAUUUUCGCUGCAGGAUUUCUGAAAAACCACUGUUGAUAAUUGACGAGGGAACACGAUUCUUAAGGGAAUAAACCAUUUUGUUUUAAAGAGUAAUUGAAACCCUUGCUGUAGUUUGAAUGCACCUCUUUCAGAUAUAAUUUUUUUUUUUUUAUCAUUUAUAUCAUGCCAACAUUCAAACUGGGAGAUCUAACUGAUGUGUUGAUGUGAUGGACGUAAAAGGCAACAUUUACUAGAUUUUUAUAUUUUUAUUUUAUCUAUGUUUUUAUAUUCAGCCUGCUGUAACUCCAGCACAUGGUAAAUAUCAGCUCAAGAUACUACACAAAAAAAGCGGGAACAUAUACAUAAUAGACAAACCUCCUCUAGUUCUAAUUUGACUGGUGAGAGAUAAGAGCAAUCUGUGGGUGUGUGCACGCGCGUGCAUGCGUGUGUUUUGCUCCAAGCAGCCCAUUUUUAAGGGGUGUAUAGACACCAAAUCAAGCCACUGUGUCAGCGAAACUCCUUAGACACUGUUUUUGUUUUCUCAGCAAAUUGUUUGUCUAUUUUACUCCUGUGACUGUUUUUUUUUGUACCAGAAGCAUUUUAUAUAAUAAAGGUUCUAUUUUAAGGAA